Molecule: messenger RNA, 971 nt
Organism: Toxorhynchites rutilus septentrionalis
Lineage: Eukaryota; Metazoa; Arthropoda; Insecta; Diptera; Culicidae
Exons: 2
Coding region: 111-611 (166 amino acids)
Source: RefSeq, a predicted model, not a curated record
GAAAGCCAUCCACCUGGAAAUCGUGUAUGAUUUAUCGUCACAGGCUUGUAUAAAUGCAAUGAAACGCUUUAUUGCCAGACGUGGACGUUUAGUAAACCUGUACUGUGACAAUGCAACCGCCUUUGUUGGAGCAAAUCGAGAGCUCAAAGAACUUCGCUUACAAUUUCUCGACCAAUUUAAACAUGAGUCUUGGAACAGUUUUUGUUUACAACAAGGAAUUAAUUUUAAUUUUAUUCCAGCUCGUUCCCCUCACUUCGGAGGCUUGUGGGAAGCAGGAGCUAAGACGUUCCGUCCAAGAUUUUUGGCGCCGGUGGUCCCGCGAUUACGUGAGUCAACUCCAUCAACGACCGAAAUGGCAAACCGAAACGCAGCUCCAUCCCAUCGAAGGCGUUUUGGUAUUGGUCAAACAAGAGAACCUCCCACCUCUACAGUGGAACUUAGGACGCAUUGUACAAACGUUUCCAGGGAGCGACGGUCACGUCAGAGUAGUCCUAGUUCGCACCGCAAAUGGACUGUUCAAACGCGCCGUCACCGAGGUAUGCAUCCUCCCAAUAGACGUCCCACAGAAGCCAGGAACAAUCGAGGACCAAGUGUGGACCGAACCAAAAUAGGAUAGGGUUCGCAUGCGGAUGCACUGAAGUGGAGGACCUGGAUGUCGAAGUGUUGAAACUAGGGAGUUUCAACGGGGGCCUGUGUGUUUGAUAUUGCAUUUUUUAUACGAUAAUGUAUUCAGAAAUACUUUUCCGUGCAUGCUAUAAGUAUGGAACACCUUCAAUCCAAUGUACUGAAAUUACACAAGCUUGAAUAUUAUGAAUUAUUUUGAAUUCUACUGUUUCCUCUGUCUAUUGGUAUCGCAUUAUAUAAAAGCCCGAAGUGGAUAAAUAAAACUCUCUCUUAUCAUACAACUCUACAUCUGUGUACAUCAUUUAUUGGAAGAAGUCAGUGAUUUCGACAAGUUCGCCUCGCUCGCU